GAAAUACACAAACAUGUGUCGCUCAAGUAUAGAGAAAGUCAUAAGCUUAUAUCUUUUUAACCAUGAAUUAUAAUAAUUUUAACUAUCAUGGCAAUUCAUCGACUUCUCUUACUCAUUCAGCACAGUCAACUCUGCAGGAGCCCAUCCCACCAUAACGAACGCGUUUACUUUGAAUGCAUUCCAUGCCAACUCAAAUCAUAUGCGUUAACGAAAUGUAUCUCAGCAUCAACAAGCAGUAGAACCUGCAAAAUCCAGAUGUGCUCGAUUGAUUAUUCGCCGAGUUCAUUCGACAUAUUCCUUACUGCAACCUCAAAGAAUUAUGAGGAUGAAGAUUAUGACACCUGGGAGACUGGGGGUAGGAUACGGACCGUUUUGAUUUAACGGAUGUGAUUUCGUAUCAACGGAUGCAGUGUUUCAUGGAGGAAAACUUCAUUUCGAACUCUUCAAUAUAAUUUGAAAUAAAAGUAUACACCAUAGUACUGUCUAUUAUGGAGAUCACUUGUAGACUCGCAAACUCACGGGACUGCUGUGGUGAUUUCUUCCAAUCAAAAAAUAUCCGCACAGCUUGACAUAAAAUACCGAGGGAACCAAAUAUCAGGAGGAAAACAAAUCUCAAGCGAGACUAUUUUAAGAAUGAUUCAAAAAACGCCACCUCAAUUCCUCAAUAUUCUCCCUGCAUAAUUAACUGAGACAAUAGCACAAAAGCAAAAUGACAAAGAUAGGAAGGAGCCAGAUAAACCAUUUCAAAUCCUCAGUCCGCAUAAAAUCACCAUUACGGUUUGCAAUCUUUCCUCAUCAUCUCUCGAAGAUGCUCUUCAAUUUUCUGUCGGGAGCACACGGCAUACCGUGGAAAUCUAUAUUUCUAUGCGUCUCGGCGUUGGUCAUGAUUCAUUACAUGUUGGUGGAUAUUCAGCCUAACGAUGAGCCCAUACCAGAGACAACAGAGAUAGUUGAAGCAAUAGAUAUGAUUCCAAGUCCGACGCCUUCAAAGCAUGCAGGUUCCGCAGGAACUUUUGAUGAGUUUAAAGCAAUGCUCGGUAUAUUUGGUGGAACGGAGACAUCGAAUUCAGAAGACGCGAGUCUUUCAGAGGAUACGACGAGUUUAGGAACCUUGGGGCCUGGUCAUAAGAUGAAGAAACCAUUUCUUGGAUCUAAGCAGGAUACUCGAGAUGAUGAAUAUGUUUCUGUGUGCAUGGCAGUUAAAGAUCAGCAACACGACUUACGCGAAUUCUUCAUCCACCACUACUAUCAUCUUGGGAUAAAAAGAUUCUAUAUCAUGGACGAUGGUUCUGAUCCACCUCUAUCGGAAAUGGAAGAUUUGGGUAUACCUCGAGAGCAUGUAACUUUCCAAUACUUCAAUAAAUCAGAACAUACCUACUACAUGCAAGAACACGUCUACAAACUCUGUGUCGAGAAGUACAGGAGCAAUCACACUUGGAUGGCUUUCAUAGACGCUGAUGAAUAUCUGGAGAUGACUGGAAAAGAAAUUUUAAACGAGUUUCUAGAAUCUUAUGAGGAAGAUCAACACGUUGGGGCAGUAUAUGUGUCUUGGAUGACACAUUCCUCUGCUGGCCUACUCAAAAGACCCAAGUCUGUGCGCCAGGCCUACAUCGACUGUAUAUGGGACGGGGAGGGACACAAUGUGCUAGGUAAAACCAUUGCAAAGUUGUCACUUUAUGCUGGUCCAAACACUGUCCAUCAGGUCCGAUGUAAAGACGGAGCGAUAAUUGUCGAUGAAAAUGGGAUACAGGCACCUUUGAGACGAUAUUCGCCCACGAGAGAUCGAAUAGCACUACAUCACUAUGCGCUGAAAAGUCGAGAGGAAUAUCAAGAGAAAGUUGAUCGAGGGAAUGCUAUGAGCACUCCAAAAAACUGGGGGUUUUGGGAUAGCGUUGAAGGUAUGGCAGGUAUAGAAUGUCUUUCCAUGACAGAAUAUUAUCCAUGAAUAAGAAUCGUCCAGGAUGAGCUUUGGAAGCAUUCGAAGUGUGCAUUGGUGAUUUGAGAUCGACAGGAAAUUUGUACUUAACACAUAUCGUAUUUUCUAAUUUUAAAGUGUGUUCAUCGUAUUUGAUUGAUCUCCUUGUCCGAUGGUGUUAAUUUAGAGUUGGUUGAUGGUAGUCCCGAGUGGUUAAUCGGGUGCCAGAUGGAGUUUCAUGAUCUUCAUUCACUCCUCUGAUAUGGCCUGUUAAGUAUGUUCGAUAUCUCUCAAUAGAGACUGGUGAGUACAAUUUCCAUAAGUAGAUCAGACCAGAUAUUGCUAUUUCGUGUAUCAGAACAAUAUCUCGGAGACUUGGACUUCCUGAUGGAGCAGUCUCUCACACAACAAAGCGUCGAGUCUAGAACAGGCGAUGGGAUUUUCCGUUCAAGAAAAGUCUCAUUGAUGGAACUACUACAUUCCAUGUUCGCAUCGUGAAGUCCAGCUCUCUGAAAGCUGCUUGAAGAAUCUCUGGUGUCUCGGUCUUAACGAAGGGUGUCGUAGUCACCUUGAAUGCAUUCAGAAAGGAUAUCUACACAUAGGUGCCUCCACGAAGCCGCACUGAGCAUAUUGAACGGGCCAUCAGUAUUCCGUAAACUGACUGACAGGUGCUCGAGUAGAUUUAUUGCCAUUCUCCCUUUGGUCGACAUCGGCACAUGGCGCAGAAUCACGGUUCGCA
This is a messenger RNA of Botrytis cinerea B05.10, 2654 nucleotides long. RefSeq lists its product as hypothetical. Bases 710 to 1945 code for a protein of 411 amino acids. Lineage: Eukaryota; Fungi; Ascomycota; Leotiomycetes; Helotiales; Sclerotiniaceae. The record is from RefSeq and is a predicted model, not a curated record. The transcript has a single exon.